This is a messenger RNA of Bradysia coprophila, 1112 nucleotides long. RefSeq lists its product as uncharacterized. NCBI's taxonomy places the organism in Eukaryota, Metazoa, Arthropoda, Insecta, Diptera, Sciaridae. Gene Ontology annotation, cellular component: nucleus. The record is from RefSeq and is a predicted model, not a curated record. Gene Ontology annotation, molecular function: zinc ion binding. Gene Ontology annotation, biological process: regulation of gene expression.
CUGUCAAAACAUUCUAAUCUCCGAUUUGUUGAUGUUUUUUUUUGUAAAGGAGUAAUAAGUAUUAAGCCGAUAAAUAAGUCAUGUUAAGUUCAAUUGAUAAGAACAACUUCUCUUCAAUAUGCCGACUUUGUAUGAAAAGAAACGCAUUGUUGAUAAAUCUCCAUUCAAAGAACGAUAACGCCAAACACCCUUCCCGCAACAUUUUGGACAUCAUUGAAGUGUUCACAACAGUCAAGAUAGAUCCAUCGGACAAUCUUCCACAAAAGAUUUGUGAAAAAUGUAUCGAAACGAUCAAUUCAAUGAUGGUAUUUCAAAGCAAGUGUAAAAGGAGCAAUGAGGAAUUGCAUAAAAUGAUCGGAAAAGUGCCGAGAACGGGAUAUGUAAUCGAAAUUUCAGAUGACAGUGAUGAGGAUGAACGUGGUGUAGAGUCGUCAUCAGACCAAAUCGUCGAAGAUGAAUACAGAUUCGAGAGCCCUGGUGCGGGGCAAGUAGGUGAAAAUGGUCAACGAACUGUUAAAGAGACAAAAGUCUUUGAGACGAAGCCGUCACGUCCCACAAAGGUGGCAUGUCACAUAUGUGGAAAACUUUAUUUGUCGAGCAAACUGAAGUAUCACCUUAACGAACACACUGGAUUGAAACCUUUCGAAUGUGAUGAGCCUAACUGUAAGUCACAGUUUGCAGCACCUCACUAUCUCAGUAAACACAAAAAAUUCUGCCAUUCGCAGACACCACUUUUACACUGCGAUGUUUGUGGAAGAGGUUUUAAAGUGAAAGUCGGACUAGACAUGCACCGAUCGUAUCACUUUGACCCGAAUGUACCGUGUAACAUUUGCGAGAAAUUUUUUCAUAACAAGCGAGCCCUAAAUACGCAUAUGUUGGUCCACAGUCAGGAACGAAAAUUUAAAUGCGAAACUUGCGGGAAAGCCUACCAAACGAGAUACACGCUUCGCAUUCACAAACGAGUUCAUACGCAGGAGAAACCAUAUUCUUGUCACUGCGGAAUCUCGUUUGCCUAUAAGUGCUUAUUGAAGUCUCACACUGAAAAAUACCAUAAGUAGUCUGAGUAAUUGCAUUCAUCAUUAUCAACGUUUUUGAAAUAAAAUUUAAAAAAG